AUGUUCCUAAAAGUAGUGGUCCUCGUGUUAUUAUGUUGGAGAGUAAGGGCGUUUCCCGAUGGGGCUCCUGUAGACGCGUGUGUCAAGGACCGCGCUAAUCAGCCGAACCAUGGACAGCAUAGGACACAACCAUUAUCGAAUCUGCCUUAUAGAGUUUUAGCAUCGUCAGCUACUUACAGUCCUGGCACGCGAAUCACAGUAACAAUCGAAGGCGUGGACACUUUCAAAGGCUUCUUUAUCCAAGCCCGCUCAGUGGAGACAAACGAGUGGAUUGGGGCGUGGGAGAAGACGCCGAACACGACGGUGCAUCCAGAAUGUUCUGCCGUUACUCACGCGGAUCCGCGAGACAAGGCCAGAGCUACACUUGUCUGGCGGUCGCCACAGCAUUCACACGGCCGAGUUUAUUUUACGGGCACAGUUUUAAAGAACUACGGCACCUUUUGGUCCAACCUUAUAGCCGAAGCACCACAGGAUCCCGCAGAUCUACAAGUACUUGGCUAA
Molecule: messenger RNA, 501 nt
Organism: Leptosia nina
Lineage: Eukaryota; Metazoa; Arthropoda; Insecta; Lepidoptera; Pieridae
Source: the annotation of a GenBank genome assembly